AUGUCUACGCCCUCGAUUGCAACGCUGCCGACGAACUAUUCACAGUACUCGUACGCCCACCAAAAUCCGUACACCGCAGCUGUUCACCAGUACCCCACACAAACCACCUUGCCUGCGCCCCCAAGGUUGGCACCCACCUACCAGAGCUAUCCCAGCUUGAGCCACUACUCGAGGCCACCACAGUCCCCGGCUUCGUACAAGCAACUCUCCCACGCUCCCUCGAUCGCUCCCUCACACUCGGCUUCCGAGAUGGCCGCUGCCAAACGGAAAACGGCCCCAGACUGGAACGAGUUCUACAGGAAUGGUGUCCCGAAGGAGAUCAUAGUUAUUGACGAUGACGACGACGCAUCAGCCGAGCCUCAGAGGUCAGCCAAAGAGAAUCAAAGACUAAGGCAAGAGCAAGGCUCAUUCUCUUCCUACGGCGGUCGAAAAAGAAAGGUUGACCAGGGCUACGAGGUCGAAUACAACGAUAGCCCGACCUACUCGACCCAUCCAGCGAAGUUUGGUGCUUCUUCUUCUGCGGCUUCAUACCAGUCUGGAGACCGAACGGCGUCGUUGCAGACCACCACUGCUCCAACAUCUCUCGAGUCCUAUGGUAGCAACGGUGCCAACAAUUCUUAUGAGGAUGUCAGAACAGGUAAUAAACGGAAAAGAGUACAGCCCGAGCGUAAUCCGUCGAAGAGGAAGCGGCAAGAGUCCGUCCCAGAUGCCUUCACCGACUAUGUUCCACCAGCGAAACCAGUAAAGAAGUCAGCCGAGGUGGCUGUUCCUGUCAUUCGUGAUAACCUCCACAAGAACGCAAAAGUGGAUGACGACGAUGGGCAUUACGUUGUACAUCCAAAUUCUGUCAUGACAGACAGAUACGAUAUCAUCAAGUUACUCGGCCAAGGCACCUUCGGCAAGGUCGUUGAAGCAUACGACAAGCGGAAGAAGUCAAAGUGUGCUGUCAAAAUUAUCCGUUCAGUACAGAAGUAUAGAGACGCAUCUCGAAUAGAGCUCAGGGUGCUAUCGACUCUCAAGCUGAACGACACCGUCAAUCGGAACAAGUGUAUACACCUACGCGACUGCUUCGACUUUCGGAACCAUAUCUGUAUUGUUACAGACUUGCUGGGCUCCAGUGUAUUUGACUUCCUCAAGAGCAAUGGUUUCACGCCGUUUCCGAGCUCUCAAAUACAGAGCUUUGCCCGGCAGCUCUUCACGAGCGUUGCCUUCUUGCACGACCUCAAUCUCAUACACACAGACCUGAAGCCUGAAAAUAUUCUGCUCGUGCAGAGCGCCUAUCAGACAUUUACGUACAACAGGACGAUUCCCUCAUCGUCAUCGAGCACUGCUCGGACCGCUCGCCAAAGGCGUGUACUCCUUGACAGCGAUAUCCGUCUCAUCGACUUUGGCUCUGCAACAUUCGACGACGAGUAUCACUCCUCCGUAGUCUCGACCCGGCAUUAUCGAGCGCCGGAGAUCAUUCUGCAACUGGGCUGGUCUUUCCCUUGUGACAUCUGGAGCAUAGGCUGUAUCCUUGUCGAGUUUUUCACCGGCGAUGCUCUCUUCCAAACGCACGACAAUCUGGAACAUCUGGCCAUGAUGGACUCUGUUUGUGGCGGCAAGAUUGACGCUAAGCUGAUCAAAGCUGUCACUUCAGGCGGCCGAGGCGCAAACGCCAAUUCGGCAGCAAAAUUCUUCGUCCGGGGCAAGCUCGACUACCCAUCCUCUGAGACUAACAAGGCCAGUAGGAAGUAUGUCAAGGCUAUGAAGCCGCUGCAGGAUUUCAUUCUCCCCAGCACCAGCUUCAACAAGCAAUUCCUUGACCUACUUCGAAAGAUCUUCGUGUACGAUCCCAAGCAGCGCAUAACGGCCAAGCAGGCCCUGAAGCAUCCUUGGUUCAAGGAGACUCUCGUCGACGACGGCACGGAAGCCAUUCGAAUACGGGAGCAAAGAGCUGCCGAGCAACGCUUGUCAAACGGUACGAUGUGUGCGCCUGCCUCUGUGGCAGGCAGCAGCUCUGGACGGAGCAAUGGCGAACCUGAUGCCAAGAGGAUUCGAGCGUGA
This is a messenger RNA of Cyphellophora attinorum, 2046 nucleotides long. RefSeq names its product Dual specificity protein kinase lkh1. Bases 1 to 2046 code for a protein of 681 amino acids. Gene Ontology annotation, cellular component: nucleus. Lineage: Eukaryota; Fungi; Ascomycota; Eurotiomycetes; Chaetothyriales; Cyphellophoraceae. Gene Ontology annotation, molecular function: protein kinase activity; ATP binding. The record is from RefSeq and is a predicted model, not a curated record. Gene Ontology annotation, biological process: protein phosphorylation. The transcript has 4 exons.